CAGUUAUUCACACGUUUAUGAGCCUUCUGUUGCCGGACGAGGCGUUUCAUAAACACGAGUAGGAGGAGGGGAAAGAGAGGCAGGAAAAAUAGAAAUGGGAUUUUUUUGACAGCUAGCUUUUAACUAGCUUGGCCAGGUAAGGUCGCCUGGUACUGUAAUGUUCGCUGAGGAUGACCGAAGCCCAAGGACAGCGGUCAUAGGACGAGCGAGGUUGCUUGUAGCUUAUUUUUAAACAACACGAUGGAAGCAUAUAUAAUUAAUGGUGUGUGUGUUAUACCGUGUAGUUAUCCACCAUCGCUUAGGUCCAACAGGACGGCUCAAAGUGCAGAGGGAGUGACGUUUCUGGGGGUAUAUUGUUGCUGCUAGCGUUUGCCUUUUGUUUUAACACGACAAAACAUCCGCCUAAUGUGUAAUUGCAUGUGUUGUUGCGGUUGAUAGCGCAAACACUGCUGGGAAUACCUCAGAGAAAGACUGAAGGAGUGGAAGUACAGGCCCAGCUGCUCCAAGUCCUCUCCUCUGCCAUGGAAUAAUUUUUGGAAAGUUUCUGCCAUAACACGUCUACCAUCGCCCUUUGGUUUUUGCAUCUUUGAAGGAGUGUCUCACCAUUUCGCAGCUGGACGGAUGUUGAGCAUUGAAGCCCUGGUGUAAAGGGUUUAGCUCAUGACUGGAAACCAUGAAGCAGCCAGGGAAGUGACCUCGACACCACAGCCUGAGGGUGCCACUCACUGGCACCAUGGCAUCCAACGAGAGACUCUAUGAGGUCUGGAUGCGCUAUUGCACUAAGAGGGAUCCAGACUACCUGCAGCUAUGGCUGGAGAUUUUCAUCAGCUCCUAUGAGCGAUGCCUGGAUGUGGACUUUGAAAAACCACCUUCAAGGCCAGAGGAGCUUCCCCCGGUGUUGACCCUCCUACCAGAUAACAUCCUGCAGGUUUUGCGCUACCAGUUGUUGCAGUGCGUCCAGAAAGCCCCUGAUGGGCUGGAGCCUGAGCAGCAAAACCUGGCUCUGCUGCUGCUCAAGUUCCUCAUCAUCAUCUGCAGGAACCUGCCCAACGUGGAGGAGAUUGGCACUUGCUCUUACAUUAAUCAUAUCAUCACCAUGACAACCCUCUAUAUUCAGCAGCUGAAGAGCAAGACCAAAGAGAAAGAGAUGGCAGACCAGAGCCAGGCAGAGGAGUUUGUCCGUCAUGCGCUGGCUUUCUGCGAGAGCCUCUACGACCCGUACCGCAACUGGAGGAAUCGAGCCUGCGGGGAGAAGCAAGGUACAGUUGAGAGGAGCAGACAGAAGUACAAGGCAGCUCCACUCACGGUUGAGUUUGUUCCCUUCUUUUACCAGUGCUUCCAGGAGAGUGAGCACCUGAAGGAGAGUCUGAAGUGCUGCCUGCUGCACCUGUUUGGAGCUAUAGUAGCUGGUGAUCAGAGGAACGCUCUGUUUGCCAUCUCUCCAGCCACCAUGGAGGUGUUGAUGCAGGUGCUGGCUGAUUGUUCCAUGGGGAGCUGCCCUUCAGAUGAGGGUGAGGACUGGGACAGUGAGGCCCCUGACCGUAAGGCGCUGCUCACUCUGGGCUGCCUCCGAGAGGUGGUGCAGCGCCUCCUGGCCUCCAGCUCUGACCAGCGACAAGUGGAAAUCACCUCGGUGCUGGAAAACUACUUUAAGCUGCUCAACUCAGACCCAGCGGCUAUGGUUGCUACCCAGCAGCAGCAGCACAAGCAACAACAAGCCAAGGGCAGAGUACUGACACUGGGCCGACACUGGGAAAGCCGAUUUUUGGCACUGCAAGUGCACAUGCUAGACACUAUCAGGGACAUGUUCCUGUGUUCAGACAGGCCAGUUCUACAAGCCAUCUUCCUCAACAGCAACUGUUUUGAGCAUUUGACACGACUGCUGCAGAAUAGCAAGGUGUUUCAAGGGCGACUAGACUCUCUAGCUGUGGCCACCAUCAAAGCCCUGACAACAGUGAUGCACAAAUCACCAGCUGCAAAGGAGGUUUUCAAGGAGAGAAUUGGUUACAAUCACUUGUACGAAGUGCUUAUCUCGCUUGGCCAGCCAUCUCGACACCUUCUCAAAGAGCUGAUGAACAUGGCGGUUGAGGGUGAGCACACCUCAGUGGGGCUCCUGGGCAUCAGCAACGUGGAGCCCUUGCUGCUGCUGGUUCAGUGGCUCCCCGAGCUGGACUCAUCAGAGCUGCAGCUUUUUACAGCUGACUGGCUCCGGCGCCUCAGUUGCCUGAACCGCCAAACCCGUGCUACCUGUGUCAAUGCUGCCAUGGUCAUGCGAGCACUAGCUGCCUUGGAGCAGGAUCAACGGCUACACCGAGCAUGUGCUGAGAGCCUACUGGGAUUGGUGGGCUCACUGGGCUCUCAAUCCUUGAGUGCUAGAGAACUGUUCGGGCUCUUGCGUCUCCUCAGGCCUCCAGAAUCCAGCCAAGCUCACCCCUAUGUGGGUCCCGCUCUGAAAGGACUCUUAGCCAUGGUACGUAAGCAGGGCCUAGAAAGUGCCAUGCAGUACUUUGAUCUGUCACCCAGCAUGGCUGGCAUUGUAGUUCCAACAGUGCAGCGCUGGCCAGGGUCUGCCUUCAGUUUCUUCGCCUGGUUGUCUCUGGACCAAGACCAACUGGGCCAGCCCAGCAAGGACAAGAGGAAACAGCUCUACAGCUUUUUUACCCCGGGAGGGACGGGGUUUGAGGCCUUCAUCAGCUCAGCGGGUGUGCUGGUGGUGGCUGUAUGCACGAAGAAAGAGUAUGUCACAGUCAUGCUGCCUGACUACUGCUUCUGUGACUCUCUCUGGCACAGCAUUGGAGUGGUACAUGUACCAGGAAAGAGGCCAUUUGGACAGAGUCUCGUCUACAUUUAUGUUGAUGGACAGCAGAAACUGUCUGCACCUCUCAAGUAUCCCAGCAUGACAGAGCCAUUCACAUCCUGUUGCAUUGGCUCAGCGGGCCACAGAACCACCACUCCCCCACCCUCCCAGAUCCCAGACCCUCCCUUCUCCUCAGCCACCACACCCACCACGCGCUCUUCACUGGGCGGCAUCCUAUCGCCACAGACCUGGGGCGGAUUCCUGGGGGGAAAACCCGAGUCUGUGACUAAGCUCAUCUCAGCGGGGACCCAGGACAGUGAGUGGGGAAGCCCCACGUCCCUGCAGGGCCAGCUGGGAAGCGUCAUGGUAUUCCAUGAACCCCUGCAGCCCAACCAUAUAAAAGCCAUCUGUAGUGCUGGUCCAAACUGCAUCUCUCCAUUUAAAGCCCAGGAAUCAGAACUUGGUGACCUUUCAGCCAAGUUACUGCUGCACUACUCACCCAAGGCAUGUAGGAACCCCAUCUGUCUAGAUCUGUCUCCAAACAUGCUGCAUGGACGCCUGACUGGGAACAAAGUCAUCAACUGGGAUAUCAAGGACAUGAUAAACUGUGGGGGCGGCCUGCCAGUGCUCUUUCCUAUACUGGAGCAGUUGGCCCUGGUGACCCCUGAUCAGCAGGCCAGUGAUCCUGCUGCUGGGUCAGAGUUCAUCACCCCUGAUGUGACCACACCAGCCGAUGGAGAUUGGGUCAUUCUCCCAUCAAGCAGGGCUUCUGAGGCUCGCCUGGAGAAGAAUCUGGUGGCCACUUUCCUGUUGGUGCUGAAGCAUUUCCUGCAGAGGCACCCGAUCAACCAGGAGAAUCUGCUCCACUCGCACUGUGUGGCUACACUGGGAGCCCUGCUGCAGAAGCUGCCGGUGGGUCACGUGGAUGUCAGCGUGCUGGUUGCUGUGCAGCUGCUGAUAGAGCAGGUCACAUAUGAGAAGAACCAGGCCCUGCUGCAGCAGCUUCACACACAUCUGCUGUUCAACUUCAACAUCUGGAACAAAGGAGACUUCCCUCUACGCAUAGGUCAUAUCCAGUACAUGUCCACUGUCAUCAAAGACAAUAGGAAGCAGUUCCGGAAAAAAUAUGGAGUUCAGUUCCUUUUGGACACUAUACGCUUAUACUAUGGGAAGAACAGUAAUAAAGAGAGUGACCUGAGUGAAGAUGACAUACGUGCCAUCCGGGCAUCUCUCUGCGGCCUCAUCAAGUACUACAUCAGCAAGGGCAUGUCACAGGAGGAGAUGCACAGCAUUCUGGGAUACAUUGCUGCCACUGGAGAUGAGGACCAGCUGUGCAGCCUGCUGGAGAUGUUAAUCAGCCUUUUUCAGAGCAGUCCGGUCAGAGACCAGCUCUUCUUGCUCUUCUUUGAGCCCGGUGCGGCUGACUCCUGCUACGCUCUCCUGCUCAAUAACAAACACUCAGACCGACUCAGAGAGCUUGUCUUCAAGCUGUUUGAGCGCAUGCUGCGCUGUGACCGAGUUUAUGAGAAGAAUAAGCAGCGUUUGCGACUGAGAGAGGCAGGUUACGCUGGACUGUCGCUGCUCUUCUCUGAACUUCACAUCACUCCAACCCUGGUCCGCUGUCUCCUCAACCAGGUUCUCCACACAGAUCAAGUGGUGAACUACAAGGACCUGAUGGCUCUGGUGCAGCUCACUCACCGAGCUGGGCCCAGCGUACGCCUCAUCGUCUGCAAGAGGGUGUACCAGCUGCUACAAUCCCAACAAGAUGCUGCAGUCCAGAUCUCAAAGCAGCAGUGUUGGCAGGACACCCUCAUGCGCCUCUACUGCGGGGUGAAGGGUCCUUGCCACUGCGGAGUGCUGACACUGUCAGCACCUGCAGCUUGGCUUCCCCUGCCCAGGGGCAGCAGCCCUAACCGCCUAGAGCUGCCGCUGGAGAGGAGAGGACGGGCAGGCAGUGCUGGCCGGCUGGAUCGGCUGGAAGAUGACCGGCUCAGCAUAGGUGACACGCGCUCUGUGGACAGCUUGGACAACGGUGAUGUAAUCUCGCUGCUGGACACGCCAUCUUCCUCUGCUUCCACUGAGCCCCCGCUCCACUUCAAACCAUGGGUAGUGGGAAAAUCAGGGGGCUUGACGCUGGAUCUGUCCCACCUGCAGGCCUACGAAGGCAGGGAGAGUGGCAGCCAGACACCAGCGAGCAUGCCCAGUACACCAUCACCAGUGGAGACCUCCAAGCCUUUUCCAGGGAGCUCUGGAGAUCGAGAUGCAACUUCCUCCCUGACUGAAGACAGCUUCCUUUUCAGUGACAACACCUCACUGGGGGAGUCCUUCAACAAUGCUGAGCGUGCAGAGGAGGAGCUGGGCAGGAUGCUGUUGGAGAUAAUUCUGUGUGUGAUGUGGCGAGGCCUGGAAGGCUCCGACGAUUCUGCAUGGUUGGAGCGAGGCCAGGUCUUCUCAGCGCUCACCAAACUGGGAACUGCCAAUGAGCUGCUGCUUCCUGUUGACCAAAUCAAACUCAGUCUAAUUGAACGGAUGUUGGAGUGGGCAGUGAGUGAUAACCGCGACGCAUCAGCUGCCACGCUGCCACAGCACACAGAGAAUGCCGUGCGGUUGCUUCACAUAGUACAAGACUUCUUGCAGGCAGAGGGCCUGGUUAAUCCAGCACUAUGGACAGAAAAGGUGCUGGAAGAAACUGUGACGCUGAUGGACAGCCUCAUGGUGUGGUACUCUGCUGGUACCCAGUGGUUUCAGCUCUCCCAGGUUGGACUGCGACUGCUGCUGGACUUCAUGGCUCAGGAGGACCCUGUGGUUUGUGCCAUGGCUGCUGCCAAGCUCAAUGGAAUCCUGCAGACCAAGGAGGUGUCCAGCCAAGACGAGGCCUGCUACCUACUGGGGAAGGUUGAGGGCAUCCUACGACACGCCAUCCAGGAGCAAGCUGAGGACACCUACUCCUUCCUGGUUCCUCUGCUGCGAACACUUCUCUCCAAAGUCCACCGUCUCCUUUACAUGGAGCUGCACCUCCCCCAACUCCCUGACACCAAUGGCAGCCCGUCCUUCUUUGAGGACUUCCAGCUGUACUGCAACUCGCCUGAGUGGCGCGUCUACCUCGACAAAUAUAUUAUUCCAUACAUGAAGCAGUAUGAAAUCGAAACAUUUAGCCAGGGCCAUGAGACCAUGGCUUUGUACUGGAAGGAGUGCUACGAGGCCUUCAUGGUUAGUCUGCAUAAGAGAGAGAGGGAGAGGGGUGAGAGCAAGAUUCGCUUCCAGGAGCAAUUUGUGGAGCCCUUUUCACGCCGAGGCCGUCAAGAGAACCUACGCUACAACAGCAUGUUGAAGCAACAGCACAGUCAGAACACUGCCACUCUCAGGCAGUGGAAGGCUGCACGGCGGGGUCUGGUGUAUGAGCGAGGACCCUGGGCCGAAGGGCAGCAGGAUGACAUCCACUGGAAGGUGUCUAGUGCCGAGAACUACUCCCGCAUGAGGCUGAAGCUUGUCCGUAAUUACAACUUUGACCCUCACAGAGAAGCCAGUGCUCUGAGAGACAACCUGGGUGUUCAUCAGCAGCAUGUAAACCCAGAGUCUCUGCUGCUGGAGGCUGUGAAGCAGGUCAAAGUCAGUGACCUGGAAGAUGACAUCCUGGAGCUGCCUGAGGAUGACCCUGCUGCUGCCAACAACCAGGUUGAAGUAGAGGAGGCAGGUCAGAAGGAGAAAUUGGUGCUGUGGGAGGACUGUGAGCUGGUGACAGUGGUGGACAUAGUGCCUGGCCGCCUGGAACUCACCACCCAACACAUCUACUUCUACGACAGCAGCCAGGAGAAAGAGGAAGGAGUAGGCCAUGACUUCAAAUGGCCCCUGUCUCAGAUCCGAGAGGUCCACCUGCGGCGAUAUAACCUACGUCGUUCAGCUUUGGAGAUCUUCCUCAUUGACCAGACCAAUUACUUCCUUAACUUCAAGAAAGAGGCGAGGAACAAGGUCUAUAGUCGCAUGUUGCUGCUGCGACCCCUUAGUCUUAAUGGAACCCGCUCACCACAGGAGCUACUCAAAGCUUCUGGACUCACACAGAAAUGGGUGAACCGGGAGAUAUCCAACUUUGACUACUUGAUGCAACUCAACACGAUUGCAGGCAGAACGUACAAUGACUUGGCUCAGUACCCAGUGUUUCCCUGGAUUCUGGCUGACUACACUUCAGAAGAGCUGGACCUGUCUGAUCCUCAGGUUUUCAGGGACCUGUCGAAGCCAGUGGCGGUGCUUAAUGAACGCAAUGCCAAGGCUGUUAGAGAGAAGUAUGAAAGUUUUGAGGACCCGACAGGCACCAUCGACAGGUUCCAUUAUGGCACCCACUACUCAAACGCUGCUGGGGUGAUGCACUACCUGAUCAGAGUGGAGCCCUUCACCUCCCUGCACAUCCAGUUGCAGAGUGGACGGUUUGACUGUGCUGACCGCCAAUUCCACUCCAUCCCGGCAACCUGGCACACCCUCAUGGACAAUCCCAAUGAUGUCAAGGAGCUUAUCCCAGAGUUCUUCUACUUCCCAGAAUUCCUUGAGAACCAGAACGGCUUUGAUCUCGGUCGCCUGCAGAUCUCUAAGGAAAGGGUGAGUGACGUUGUUCUGCCCAAAUGGGCCAAGUCCCCUGAGGACUUCAUCUACAAGCACCGCAAAGCUCUGGAGUCAGAGUAUGUAUCAGCCCACCUUCAUGAGUGGAUCGAUCUGAUAUUUGGUUACAAGCAGAGAGGCCCUGCAGCAGUGGAGGCCCUCAAUGUCUUCUAUUACUGCACUUAUGAGGGGGCAGUGGACCUGGAUGCCAUCACUGAUGAAAAGGAACGGAAGGCCCUUGAAGGCAUGAUCAGCAACUUUGGACAGACGCCCUGCCAGUUACUCAAGGAGCCCCAUCCAGUGCGUCUGCCUCAGGAGGAAGUGGAGAAGAGAAAGACUCAGUUGGACUCAUGCCCUCUCAACAUGUUCGAACACCUCAGUGACCUCAAGUCCUUCUUUGUGGAGGGUAUCAGUGACAAUGUGCCACUGGUUAAGGCCGUGGUGCCAAAGAAUCAGUCUCAUUCGUUCAUCACCCAGGGGAGCCCUGACACCAUGGUAAUGGUGAGUCAGAACUGCCUAGUUGGGACCCAUGGGUGGCUUCCUUACAACAAGAACAUCUCUAACUACUUCACCUUCAUUAAGGACCCCACAGUGUCCAACACCAAGACCCAGCGAUUUCUGUCAGGACCCUUCGCCCCUGGUGUGGAGGUUACAGCAAGGCUGUUUGUGGUCUCCCACGAUGGCAAGUUGCUCUUCAGUGGUGGCCACUGGGACAACAGCAUCCGGGUCACCUCCCUGGUCAAGGGCAAGACUGUGGGGCAGCAUAUCCGACACCUGGACAUUGUGACCUGCUUGUCAACAGACCAUUGUGGCAUCCACCUGAUCUCUGGCUCCAGAGACACAACCUGCAUGGUGUGGCAGGUUCUACAGCAGGGCGGAGCUCCUGUGGGUCUUUGUCCCAAACCAGUUCAGGUGUUGUAUGGGCACACAGAUGAGGUGGUCAGUGUCAGUAUCAGCACAGAGCUGGACAUGGCUGUGUCUGGGUCACGGGACGGGACAGUGAUCAUCCACACGGUGCGUCGGGGGCAGUACAUGCGUUGCUUGCGACCGCCCUGCGACAGCUCCCUGCCACUGUCUAUCCUCCACCUGGCUGUGUCCUGGGAGGGUCACCUGCUGGUCCACACCUGCCUUGAGGGCAAAGCAACACUCAAGGAUAAAAACGCUCUGCACCUUUACUCUGUAAAUGGAAAGUACCUCUGCAGUGAGUCUCUGAUGGAGCAGGUGACUGACAUGUGUGUUUCAGGGGAGUAUGUAGUCACUGGCAGCGAACAGGGAUACCUGUCUAUCCGUGACCUGUACAGCCUGUCUCUGUGUACAGGGUCCAUGGCAAUGCGAGUGCCAGUGUGUUGUGUCUCAGUCACCAAGGAGCAGAGCCAUGUCCUGGUCGGUCUGGAGGACGGCAAGCUGAUCAUCGUGGGUGUGGGCAAGCCAGCGGAGAUGCGUUCGGGCCAGAUAACGCGGAAGCUGUGGGGCUCCAGCAAGAGACUGACUCAGAUCUCCUCAGGAGAGAUGUUGUACAACACCCAGCACGACACCUGACCCAUCCCAGUCCCCGAGCCCUAAAUCCUCCCUCUCCAUGCACAUCCUGCAUUCCUGUCACCCAAUUCUCUGCCACAACUGUCAAUGACCAAGCAGCACCUUUCCACAGUUUAACAGGCGGUAGUCAGUGAUUUUGUGGUGCUACAGUACAGCAUCAGAUAUCAUAAUGUUUUCUCUGUGUGUCCAUGCUUUGGAUUGACCAUAUGGCGCUGGCGCUGUGGUUCAAAUUCACCACACUACUACCCACCGCUCCCACACAUCACAGCUUCUCUCUUCAUCCCUCAGCCAGUCAUCAUUUUUUCAUCAUAUAUAUGUAUGAUGCGGUUUCUCCAGCAGGAGCCUGUUCACCCCCGCACUGUGUAUUCCCCGACCUGCUCAGCUUAAGUUUGACAGGAUCGGUCAGCUAACUACUCUCCUCUAUGUACGAACGAUUAUGGUUAUGUGUGUGUGUGUGUGUGUGUGUGUACGCACAUGUGCAGUGUAUUGCCAUACUGUAUCUCUAAAUGUAGUUUAAGAGGCCUUUUCGUUCCCCCCUUAGUUUGCUUUCGAUGCAGACAGGUGGGCCUGUGAUCUGUAGGCUGAGACUUCUCAUGUUUGCCUCAAAGCUGCCACACAGCAGCCUUAUGCAGUAAGAUGGCUCAUCACUCACAAGACCAAACUCUCUGCCUUUCCUGUGUGUUUUAAUAUAUGUACAUGUGUGUAAUUUGUUGUUUUGUCUUGUUUACCUUUGACAGGUUUAUGCAUGUACAAAGCAACAUGGCAUCUCUUCAUAUGCAUGGAAUUUUUGGUUCAUUUUGAGAUUAGGUAGCAGAUACAGUGAUGGAGAAGGUUGUUUUUUUUAACUGACUUUUUUUGUUUGAGAAACAUCAUCAGGAUGGCAUCUGUUUUUAAUGUUAGCAUGUCAUUUCAGAUAUAGUUUUGUAAAAAAAAAAAGAAAAAUCACUACAUUAUAGAAAAACACUACAUUCUCAAACACCGACAAAACAGUUAUCUCGUGCUUUAUCAAGUGUUUUUAAUUUACUUGAAUCCAUGUUUAUUUAUGUGUAAAAGUAGUUUUUUAAAUCACUUUUCUCUUGAAUACAGUCAUUCGCAUAUUUUAAACUCUUCUGACAUGUAGAAGACGGAGAAAGAAGAAAUCCUCAAGGGCUUUAUGAGAUGUCAGUGUUAACAGCAAUACAGCUACUUUGUCAGAUCCCUGUCGAUGCUUUCUUCCUGCUUUGUCUCAGCCCUACAGUAUCUCCAGUCUUCCUUGGGUAAUGUACCCACACUUCCUCCACUUCCCCUAACUGCCUUUAUCUCUCCUCAUUCUUUAUUUUUACAUCUCAUCCUCCUUUGUGUUCUUUGUGAAGUGACUGAUUUCAGAGAACUUUUUCUUAUCAGGCAUCUAGAAGAUUUGCUUGCCUUGUUUAGGUUGCUUGGGAGGCACGUUGUUCGUGUGUGUGUGAGAAUGCAAUUUCUUUACUUUGUCAUAUCAGAAUCACAAAAAAGCCACAGUAUGAAGCUCCUGUGGGUGAGGCUGUGAUUCAUAUUUUUGCACCAUACAUGUGUAUGCAUGUAGUGUGUAUGUGUGUCUGUGAGAGACGACAUGCCAGAAAUGCAUGUGUUUAUUUUAUAUAGCCAAAUUCUUGAUUUCAUCAUACAUGUUGAUAUGGUGUUGCUGUUUCCAUGGCAGCGCCUGAUUGUUUUGGCUCAGUCAUGGGUUCAGCAUUGGCUUUAAUGGUUCUGUCUCUUUAAUUUUUCAGUGUGAUUUUGUAUUUAGUUUGUAUUUAAAUGUCACAGCCAUGUGGAGUGUAAGACCAAUCUGUGAUUUCUGUGAAAGGUGCAUAAAAUGUUUGUUUUUUAUUUUUCCUUUUAUCCACAUUUGUCAUUCAGACAAGACCACUGUUUGAGUUGUAUCGCCACUGCAACCGACGGAGUGCCUUUAUCUCAGUGUGGUGUUAACUUAGAGCUAGGUUUUUUGUCAUUACUGAAGCUGGUCAUCCCUGUAAAUCAAAUGAAAGCAGCAUUCCAGAUGUUAAGCCUUCACAGUUUCAACAGGAACUAAGAAUAGCAAAAUCAAAAUGUACUAGUUUGUGUCUUAGCAACAUUCUGUGACUGUCACCAAAUGGAUGUCUGUAUAUCUGUGAUUAUUUAUGAAUACAGUAUAUAAUGUACAGCAUGAUUUUUUUCUGCGUAUUUGAAAUGUACUUUUGCACUUUCCAGGUACUAAAUUGUAACAAUGUUUUAACUUGGCUCCCUAAUCUGUACAAAGUGCUUUGUAUACACAAGUGAAAAAUGAUCAUUAAA
Monopterus albus (swamp eel) is the source of this 11212-nucleotide messenger RNA. RefSeq names its product neurobeachin-like 1 (gene nbeal1). Gene Ontology annotation, cellular component: membrane; cytosol. Gene Ontology annotation, biological process: intracellular protein localization. Gene Ontology annotation, molecular function: protein kinase binding. The record is from RefSeq and is a predicted model, not a curated record. Lineage: Eukaryota; Metazoa; Chordata; Actinopteri; Synbranchiformes; Synbranchidae.